Messenger RNA from Pseudomassariella vexata, 894 nucleotides. RefSeq lists its product as uncharacterized. Gene Ontology annotation, cellular component: membrane. The record is from RefSeq and is a predicted model, not a curated record. The transcript has 3 exons. Gene Ontology annotation, molecular function: succinate dehydrogenase activity; electron transfer activity. Gene Ontology annotation, biological process: tricarboxylic acid cycle; mitochondrial electron transport, succinate to ubiquinone. Lineage: Eukaryota; Fungi; Ascomycota; Sordariomycetes; Amphisphaeriales; Pseudomassariaceae. The coding region runs from base 184 to 735 and encodes 183 amino acids.
GGAAGGGACAUGUGGGAUUGUUCCCGGCGGGCGAUUGCACUUUCGGUCUCUAUGAUCAUUUUGACAUUCUGCUACUCUCGUUGCCGUGACGUUGUUUCAUUUAUCGACGUCAAUACUGCCAACCGGUGACACGAACUUGAGAAGUUGGUAGCACAAGCGCGUGCAUUGAAUCUCAGAGUGAAGAUGAAUGCACAAAGACUGGGUUUGUCGGCACUGCGCCAAGGCGCCAAGCCCAAUGUCUUCUUCUCAAACAACGUUCAGCGUCUGGCAGUGACUCUAAUGCAAACACGCCCAGUAACUACAUCAAAGCUCAGCGAGGCCGACGCCCAAUCUCUCCUAGCACAGCAGCGACGCCAACGACCCGUAUCACCCCAUCUCGAAAUCUACGAUAAGUCCCAGACAUACUACGGCGCCUCAAUCGGCACUCGUAUCAGCGGGUCCAUCUUUUCCGGUGGCUUCUACGUCUUCGCUACCGCAUACCUCGUCGCUCCUCUGUUCGGCUGGCAUCUCGAGUCCGCCUCUCUGGCCGCAGCAGUCGGUGCUCUCCCCAUAGCGGUUAAGGGCGGUCUUAAGUUCCUCAUCUCAUGGCCAUUCGUGUUCCACGCCAUCAAUGGCAUCAGGCAUUUGGUGUGGGACUUCGCCCGGGGGUUCUCGAAGCCGGCUAUCAUGAAGGGUGGAUACGCCAUCGCUGGCGCGAGUACGGUUGGUGCGCUGGCACUGGCCUUCCUGUUGUAAAUUUAGUUAAUGGGCGAUGAUGAGGAUGUUGGGCGCCAUGGCGGAAACCAGGAGGGCAAGAAUGGAGAACGCAGCAGAAUUCGGGAUGACCCAACUGAUGUUUACGCAUGAUUAUAUACAUCACUGUAGCAAUAUAAAAUUUCUUUGUUCUAUUCAUCA